This is a messenger RNA of Odobenus rosmarus divergens (Pacific walrus), 1028 nucleotides long. It is a transcript of the gene SPATA4, whose product is annotated as spermatogenesis associated 4. Gene Ontology annotation, molecular function: microtubule binding. The record is from RefSeq and is a predicted model, not a curated record. Gene Ontology annotation, cellular component: axoneme. Gene Ontology annotation, biological process: negative regulation of execution phase of apoptosis; regulation of cytoskeleton organization. Lineage: Eukaryota; Metazoa; Chordata; Mammalia; Carnivora; Odobenidae.
AUGGCUGCCGCCGGCCUGAGAGAAAAGUUUUUGAUACUGCCGGCGGCUGCCCUACCCACGUCACCGUCAUUUUCACCACAGGCGGCAGCUCCCAUCCGGGGGAAGCCUAAGAAAUGGCUGGUCUAUCCGCAUCCACCGAAGAGCUCCCGCCUGUCUCGGUCGGUUCUGCGCUGGCUCCAGGGCCUGGAUCUCACCUUCUUCCCCAGGAACGUCAACAGGGAUUUUUCAAAUGGUUUCCUGAUUGCAGAAAUAUUCACUAUAUAUUACCCCUGGGACCUUAAACUGUCAUCCUUUGAAAAUGGAACUUCUUUGAAAGUCAAGUUGGAUAACUGGGCACAGCUGGAGCAGUUCCUGGCAAGAAAAAAAAUUAAAUUACCUAAAGAGCUAAUCUAUGGAACAAUUCAUUGCAAAGCUGGAGUACCUGAAAUCCUGAUCCAAGAGGUUUAUACCUUGUUAACACAUCGAGAAAUUAAAAGUAUCCAGGAUGACCUCGUGAAUUUCACAGACUAUAGUUACCAGAUGCGUUUGCCCCUAGUUCCUCGGUCUACAGCUUCAAAGUUGAUUAAAGAUAACAUCAGGUUAUCAGAAAUAAUAAGCAAUCCCAACAUGCUCAGCAAUGAACUUAAAGUAGAGUUCCUCUUACUUCUACAAAUGUUGCAAAGAAAAUUAAGCAGAAAACUGAAUCCAAAAUGGUUUGAGGUCAAACCAACAGUGGGAGAACUGACUCUCGAUCGUCUUCCUCCCAAAGUCUCUGGGUGCAAAUACGAUGCCAUGAUUUCAAGGGCAGGCCUCGCUCCUGCUUUACGAAAUACAGGUACUGGUGGCAAUCCACUUAAGAAACGUGUGAAGCAAGCUGGAAAACAUUCUUUUGAAUCUGCUAGGAAACCUAUCAGAAACAAGGAAAAGUAAGCCUGAAAAGCACCCGUCUAAUGGCUUUGAAGAAGCGAUGCCCCAUCUCCUGCCAUACUAAGCGGAUAGAAUUACCUAGGCUUGGAUAUAUAAGUAAAUUAAAGUGGUGUCUCAUCCAU